GGGCGAGCCCCUAUUGAGCGCACACCAUGCGCUGGAAGAGUAUGUGCCCUUGAAAACCUUAAGAGGAUACGCGGAGAAGAAAACAGAUACCGUCGUGGUACCAUCAGUUGGUUACAACUUUGAUUCAUUGAGAGAAGCAUAUGACUUCUACAAUCUAUAUUCGUGGGAGAUCGGGUUUGGGAUAAGAUAUGGAAAAAGUAGGCUGAACGUCGAGAGAACCAAAUGUAUACAAGAAAUAGUCUGUGGAUGCUCGGGCAAACCAAAAAAAGGAAACGCAUGGACAUGCCAAUGCGAGUGCCCUGCAAUGAUACGUUUGCUUCGAUCAAAUGACAAUGACUGGGCUUUGAGGGGUCUAUGUGGUGAAAUCAGCCAAGAUCAAGCAGACGAUGAUGUUCGGAAAACUAUGGAUGUCUUUGCAGAAUUGGGUUCAAAGGAUUCUGGUUUAUACUACAGAGUACAACCAGACAGUGAUAGUCAGAUAAGGAAUUUACUGUGGUCAACUGGUGCAAACAGAAUGCAGUACCAUUAUUUCAGAGAUGCAUUAACAUUUGACACAACAUACCAUACAAACCUCUAUGAUAUGCCAUUUGGGCUGUUUGUUGGAGUUAACAACCACUUUCAGAGCAUUAUCUUCGGUGGUGUGCUUGUUAGGGAUGAGACAGCUGAAACUUUCAAGUGCGUGUUCAACGAAUUCAUCCGCAUGAUGGGCGACAAACAUCCUCAGACCAUUCUUACAGAGUCCGUGUUGGCGGUGCACCUGACGAUCGGCCCCAUGUGCUGCGAUGAUGAGUGCAUUGGAGGUAUAUUACAAAUAUAUGCAUGAAAAAAAACUGAAAUUGUCAUAGUUCCUGUUGUGGGAAUCAACUUUGAUACAUUGGGAGAAGCAUAUGAUUAUUACAAUCUCUACUCGUGGGAGAUUGGGUUUGGAGCAAGAUAUGGCAAAAGCCGGCUAAAUGUUGAAAGGACAAAAUGCAUGCAGGAAAUAGUUUGUGGCUACUUUAUGCCCCGCGAUGAUACGGUUGCUUCCAACAACUGACAAUGGCUGGUAUAUAAACGAGUUCAGAGCUGAUCACAACCAUGCUCUCACAGAAAAAUGUGUUGGAGAUCUCGAAGAAGAACCUGAAGUGCAAUCCGGUCUUUCAGCUGUGGAAGAAGUGGCUACAUAUAAUCCAGAAGAUCAUAGCUUCGCUGAUGGUGAUGGCUCCACCCAGGCGGGCAGCUGCUGCGAGUCAACCACGAAAGUUGACUCGUCGAUCCACUGCCGACGAUGAUGAUGACACCAACCCAGCCAAGCGGGCAAGGAAUGAUGAGUAAAAAAUCUGCCAGAGCUGAUUAUAGAUGAUAUGCUGAAACUACGGCUCACUCCAUGUUUAGAAAGCCCUGACGAGUUGAAUGCGGUAUUAGGUAUAUCUCAUGUAAUAAAUUUAAUGAUUCCCCUGUUUGUCUGCAGUAGUUGUGCUACCAGUAGAAUGCACAAAUGAACGGUUGCUGCUCUGCUUUGAUAAUCACUCUACCUGAAAAAGCAGGUGACAGGCAAAAAAUGAA
This is a messenger RNA of Triticum aestivum (bread wheat), 1545 nucleotides long. Its product is annotated as protein FAR1-RELATED SEQUENCE 3. Gene Ontology annotation, biological process: regulation of DNA-templated transcription. NCBI's taxonomy places the organism in Eukaryota, Viridiplantae, Streptophyta, Magnoliopsida, Poales, Poaceae. The record is from RefSeq and is a predicted model, not a curated record. The coding region runs from base 305 to 823 and encodes 172 amino acids. The transcript is spliced from 6 exons.